GUUUAUGUUUGGGCAUAUACCCAUGUAUUACAUUAGUUACAGUGGUUUCAUUCAGGUAGCAGAGCUACCCAGAUUUAGUAACCAAGCAAAACUGUGUAGAAAUCUGACCUGAGAUGGUAGUCAAUGGCGUAACUACGGUCAUUUGUAUAUAUUGCUAAUUCUCACUGGAAGACGUAUGAUGUCUGCCAAAACAAACAAACGACGAGAAGAAACAAGUUGCGCCCAUUUUAACAAAACUUGGAUGUUGGGACUAGGAAAUUUGCAAACAAUCCCAGCUAAUUUACCACUGCAGUAUUCUCCACCGCCAUCUUUAGUUAGUCCUUUACCAAGCCCUACUCUUAAGUGUUCCGUGUCAUGCAGCCCAUCUCCUGCGUCGGGCAGUGGGAGCAGUACCGGAAGUACAAGUCCUGGAAGUACUUCUGACCCAAACUGGCAGUCAAAUCACGCUAGUGUUCGUGAGCGCAAUGCUGCAAUGUUCAACAACGAAUUGAUGAGUGAUGUCCACUUUUUAGUUGGUCCCAAAGGAAGUGCCCAAAGAAUUCCAGCACAUAAAUAUGUGUUGGCAACUGGAAGCUCAGUUUUUUAUGCAAUGUUCUUUGGAGGUUUGGCUGAUAACGAAUCAGAAAUUGAAAUUCCUGAUGUGGAACCUGCUGCCUUUUUGACACUUCUGAGGUUCCUUUACUGUGAUGAUAUAAAUUUGGAAGCAGAUACGGUGUUGUCCACGUUAUAUGUUGCAAAAAAAUAUUUAGUGCCUCACUUGGCUCGAGCUUGUGUUGCAUAUUUAGAGACUAGCUUGACAGCAAAAAAUGCAUGUGUAUUGUUAAGUCAAAGCCGUCUGUUUGAAGAACCAGAUUUAAUGCAGCGUUGUUGGGAAGUAAUUGAUGCCCAGGCUGAACUUGCAUUUGCUUCAGAAGGUUUUGCCGACAUAGAUUAUCGUACACUUGAAUCAAUUUUAUCUAGAGAAACUCUGAUGAUAAAAGAGUACACAUUAUUUCAGGCUGCACUAAACUGGUCAAUGGCUGAAUGCAUUCGUCAAGAUCUUGAACCAACAACUGAAAAUAAAAGACGGGUUUUGGGUAAUGCGCUGCACUUAAUACGAAUCCCUACUAUGUCUCUUGAAGAAUAUGCAAAUGGUGCUGCUCAGUCAGGGUUACUGACCUUGCAGGAAACAAAAGAUAUAUUCUUGCAUUAUACUGCAAAUAAUAAACCUACUUUGCCUUUUCCUAUAAAGCCACGAGUUGGCCUGAAGACACAAGUUUGUCACCGCUUUCAGUCGUCAGCUUACCGUAGUAAUCAGUGGAGGUACCGUGGAAGAUGUGACAGCAUUCAAUUUUCUGUGGAUAAGCGUAUUUUUAUAGUUGGAUUUGGAUUAUAUGGAUCUAGUAAUGGGGCUGCUGAUUAUUCAGUGAAGAUUGAGCUGAAAAGAAUGGGAAAAGUUUUAGCUGAAAAUAAGACAAAUUUUUACUCGGAUGGCUCUAGCAAUACCUUUAAUGUUUAUUUUGAGCAUCCUAUACUUGUAGAGGCAGACACUUAUUAUACAGCAUCUACUGUAUUAGAUGGAGCAGAAUUAAGCUACUUUGGCCAGGAUGGUGUCAGUGAGAUGACUGUAGGUUGCAUCACUUUCCAGUUUCAGUGUUCAUCUGACAGCACCAACGGGACUGGAGUUCAAGGUGGUCAAAUACCAGAGCUAAUAUUUUAUGGUCCGAGCCAAGAUUCGUGACUCGAAAAGAAAAGUGGAAAUGCAUAUAGUGGUUUUCGUAAGAACACUGCUUCAUUUGUAGUUGAUCCAUACUCAUGCUUUUUUUCUGUUUUAUUUUCGUGUAUGAAACAUAUAUUUAUGUCAUGAAUGUAUCAAUUGUAUUUUAUUAUAGAAUUUCUUAGAACGUCUCAAAUAUCAAAUUAUAUUUGUAGAUUUUUCUUUUAUAUUUGAGCUAUACUUUGUGAACUGUUUGUGGUAAAAUUUAUUUGAGAGUAUUUCUGACUAAAACCUUAUUAUAGUUAUAUUCAUUAAAGAAAUUUGUGUAAAAAGUUACAUUUCAAAGGCAUAUAAUUAUAUAUCAAGUAUGCUAGUAUCACUUAGCGUUAUAGAAUAAAUUUUAUUGUUUGAGUGAUAUAAGCAUGAACCAAUACUUCUCAAUCAUUUGAAAUUUUAUUUUAGAAUACAAACCGCAUAUAUAAAGUAUUUUUAAGAAAGUUUUAUAUUAAUUCUUCUUCCUUUAUUAUAAUAUGCCUGUCUUUUGUGGCAAAUGUAUUUUAAUGGAUCUUAAAACUGACAAAUUAGAAAUCAUUAAAACUAAGAUAAUUGGUCUAAAUUGAAAUUAACUACAUAUAAAAUGUACUGAGGAAAAGGCUAAAACAAAUGGCAAUACGUCUAAUCAAAUUUUCUGUUGUGCCCCAAAUGGUGAAAAUUCGAUAGUAUUGUAAACUGAAAUGAAGCAAAACUGAUUACAAGGAAAAACAGCAAAAAAAGGCUGAAAUAGAGCACUUAUUGGAAAGCCUUUGAAAAAAAGGCUUAAAAAGUGAUGGAAUGUUGUAAGAAAGGAAGCAUUAUUACGUUGUGAAACCUUGAAAGUUAUUUAAAAACAUAACUAAAUUUUCAGGGGUAAUCCAUUUAACUAGCAUUACAUGCUUGUAUAUUGCAUUGCAGUGAGACAAAUGUUUGCCUUGUGCAGUUUGCUUUUGGUUAGUAAUUUUUUUAGCUAAGAAAAGAAAACUAAAGAUUUUCAGUUUUGGCAAAAAUAUGUAAAUAAAAAUUAAAUUAAAAAGAGAAUAUCAUUCAGUAUUUGUUUUAUGCAAAGACUGCAGAAAAAUAUGUCUUUGAUUUUGAAGUAGCUGGCUGAUUUAAAGAUUUUUCGUAGGGAGGGGUUGUGUGUAUGUUCUCAACUGAAUAGAAGUUGAGCAAACUGCCUUCAGUUUUUAACAUCAAUUACAGCAUUACUAAGCCUCAACUUUCAGCGUUGAAGAUGGCAAGUACAGAAAUUAGAUGUAUGGCCGUGAUGAGUACAAAUGAUGAUGAUUUUUCAUCUUUCUACCUUAUUUCAUCUUACCUUUAUCUCUGACUUAAAAAUCUUUUGUCACUUUCAUAAAUCAUUGUCAUUGCUGCUACUUUUCUUAGUACAUUAUCAUUUGCAUUUUGAAAGGGAAAAUUAUACUGCCUAUAUGCUUUUCAUAUAAUUUUAGUGAUGAUUUAGGUUAUGGUGUUUGGUAUCAUGCGAUAUAAUCCCCCCUUCCUUUUUGAGGGGGUGUUGGAGAGAAGAUUUUUAUCUUUGCAAAUAAUUGGUAAUUACUUCUUUAUGCUAUGCAAAAAUUUUCACAGGAAUAUCUUCUUUUUGUUAACCGGUAGAAACCUGUAUUGGAAUCAAAGUUUAUAUCUGAAUUAUAAUUUCUUUCUUGUCGUGCACCAUGCGAGAUUUCUAGUAUCAUGAGUGUUUAGUUCCAUCUGUUUAAUUGUGAUUAAAUUGUUUUCCCAUUUUCCUACUAUCAUUUUAUCAAGUAGUUUUUAUUGAAGUUCGUGUGUUGUGUAAUUAUAAUUCUCAUGAUUGCGGGCAAAAAAUUAUUUUUUGUUUUUUCAUAUUGUAUUUGUUCUGGUAUAUUAAUUUAAAUGUGGUAAAAGGGCCAACCUUUUACCAAAUUAGAACUGGAUGUCAUUAUUCUGUUGUGUUUUGUAUGAAUGAUAGGAAAACUGUAGUUAUUAAAGAAGUAAAUUACUAAAAUUCUUUGCAAUUAUUUUAAGUAUUGGCUUAUAAUCAAGUGAAAAAUCAGAAAUGUAAUGAAGUUCUGUAAAACUGCUUAAAAGCAUCGAUACAUAUCCAGGUCAGUUAUAUUUAAAGUAUGAAAAAUUUCUGCAUUCAUUUACUAAAUUUAUGGAAUAUUCUGAAGUAUGAGUAAUAAAUCAUUUAUCAGUUUGGUACAGUAUUUAUAUAUAGUAGUACAGCAAUUAAAAUAACUAAACAAAAUUAGUUAAGUUUUUUUUUAUUUUUAAAUCAUGUGCAUCUCAAAGUAUCUUAUACAAUUACUUGAUGUAGCAUAAACAUAGAUGAUCUGGUGUUUCAUAAAGAAUGUAAAGAACAUAACAUUUAUUUUUCUAAUAUUUUUUAAAAUCUAUUUUACCUCUGUAUUGGAGCAUGAAAUUAUAUAAUUAUUUUGGGACUUGUGUUUCAGAAAAUGUUAUCUAUUAUUGUUAUGUUUGUAUUACAACUAGUCAAAUAAGAUAUUUCCUUUAUACUUUCUACAAAAUAAUCUACAAUCUAAAUUAUAAAUAAUAACUUUAUUGUGAAAACACUGUAUGUAAUUUUGUAUAUUUAAUUAUGGUAACUAUUGAUUUUUAAGUUGCUUCCUGAGGUUAAGUACAAGCUAAUAUUCUAAAGACAUGAAUGAAUUUUAAGAAGUGAAGUUAUUGGAGUGUUCAGAAACAAAGUGAAUUAAGUUUUAUGCACAUAAGAGAACAAAAUUUUGUGUCAAAGCUAUUAUUGUUAAAUUAAUACCCUUGAAUAAAAUUAUUAUUUUAAGAUUUUUUUAAAACAAAUAUGACAUUAAAUUUCAAAUUAUCGGAUUUGAAAUGAAGUUCUUUGAGCAAACAUUACACAUGUAUUUACUGAUACAUGCAUGCAACAUUAUGCAGUAUUGAUACAUACAACAUGUACUUUGCAAGGAAUUUUUAAAUGUACUUUGCAUUUUUGUUGAAAGUUUGAAUUUUUAUCUUAUAAUAAAAUAUUUAAAGCAUUUUAUGAGCUUUUAUACUAUUCUAAGCUGUAUAAUUUCAUAAAAAAUAAAUCCUACCAUUUAAAAAAGUGCUCAUUAAGUUAAUUAAAUUUGCUUAGUGGGAACAUUUUUAAAGCUAUAAAAUAUUCAUCUAAUUAAAUGAAAAUAUAUAAUGUAAAUUGCAUAUUCAUUGGCUUAAAUAAAUAGUAUAAAUGUAUUUUAAAUGUUUUAUUAUUAUACAGGCUGGCUGCUAAUUCAUGGUACAGACUUUGAGGGCUGGUACAGGACACUGUAACAAUCACAUUUUGUAUAGGAAUGUAUGGUCAAACAUAAAGCGUUGAAGCGCAAACACAGGAAAAAACAAAAGAUAGAGAAAUUGUUAUAUUUUCAUAACCUUUUUACAAGGUGGAUAUUAAUUUACAAAAUGUGAUUGUUAUUGUGUCCUGUACCAGUCCUCAAAGUUUGUGCCAUGAAUUAGCAGUCACCCUGUAUAAAGUAUUUUUUGCACUGAAAAUAUAUGCAUUCAAUUUUUUUUCUUUUUUUUAAAGAACAAACAUUUUUAUGGAUUGAAAAGAAAUUGCUAAAUAUGAUUUUGUUACAUAAAAUAAGUUUGUUAAUUAUACUUGUAGAAUGCCAAGGAUAGAAACUGGGAUUUUUAAGUAUCUUCAGAAGCACCAAAAAGUCGUAAAAGACAAAAUAUUUGCCAAAGUUUUUAAUUCAUUAAAAAUGUUAAUAAAGAAAUUUUAAUCUUUUAAUUAAUUGAAAUUAAAAUUUGAGCAUUUUCUUUUUAAAAAUAAAUUUGAAUUUAUUUUUUGUAUUGAUUGAGUCGAUUGUUGAUUCAUCAUUUCAAAUAAUUUUUUGUGUUACUAAUACAUAUAUAUCUAUCUACACACACACACAUACAGUAAAUAGUCUCUAAAAAAACUACCUGCAGUUCUAAACAAUUUUGAUCUGUGGAGACAGCCAUCCUAGAGAAGCUGACUCUAAGUAAUGCCAGUUAUAAAUUUGUGCAAUUGAUCUGUGCUAUUCAAGGAUGAUAAAAUCUGUUAGAAAAAUUCAUUAAGUAGAAUCUCUUAUUUGCAGCAAUAGAACUUUGACAGUUCUGGAUAUGAGGUUCUUCUGAAUGAUUGAAUACAUGUUUAUAGAAUGUACUUAUUCAUGUUUUGUAAUGCUAUCUGUGGUAACUGCAGUAUGUGAAAUCUGUCGAUUGCAAUUUAAAUAAAUAAUAUUGAAAGUUGUACAAAAUUAUAAUUUAUACACAUAAUUUUAUAUUUAAAAUAAUUAAAGAGCAUUUUAAAAUUACCCAUUUAAUGUCAUCAUGUCAAAUCUGCAUUCCUUCAUCAGUAUACUUUCCAUGUAACUUUCUUGUUCUGUAUAUCAUCUUUAUCCUCUCCUUUCUUAUCAUCCUUUCCAAGAUCAUGUUUGAUUAUUUUUCACCAUCUUAAAGAAAUCUUCUUAAUCAUCUUAAAGAAACAUGAUAGAAAUAGAAUUAUCUACAUUGACCCAAGCCUGUGCCUCCUCUCACUGUUAACAUUCUCUGAAUAUAUAAUGAAAUCCAUGAUGUCAGGCCAAGUGUGCUGAAAUUGUUUUAAAACUAAAAGUUUUCAUCAUUUUACUCGUCAACUACGAACAAGAUCAUAGGCCGCCAAUUUAUGCCAAUAGUGACAUAAAAAUGAUGCUUUUUUCCUCUUUUGAGCAAGAGACAAAGUAAUUCUGGUGUUUUUCAUGAUAUUUCACAUGUUAUUUGUUUUUGCGAAAAUCAUAGACAGUCUUUCAAAUUUCAUUCAUCGAUGCAUAAAAGGGAAUUAUUAAUUCAUCUUUAUGUUCUGAAUAAUUCUUUGGUCCAUUGUUUGGAUAAAUCUUGUUAUAUUGGUCAGCUGAAAUAUAACAUAAAUUUUCACGUUUAAAUCUUCAGAUUGUAAGCUAAGUAGACUAACAGUAUGUGUUUUAAUGAGAUCUAAUAGAAUAAAAUAUAGCUAAAAAUAAAUAUCCUAAAAGUAGUUGAUUAUGAUAAACAUUUAAUUUUUUUUAGGUUUGAUUUCUGAGAAUAUGCUCAUAAAUUAGCAUUUUUAACCUGAAAAAGAGCUUUUUUCAUCCCCUUAAGAAAAAUUUAAUUUAUAUCAUUUGUUGGUGUAUAUGUAAAUAUGUGAGCAUGCAUAUUGCUUAUCCUUAAAUGUAAUUGAAAAUUAUGUCCUUUUUGAUUUUGUUGGAAUUUUAAAUGUAAAUUAAUAUAUAGUAAGUUUGCAUUGAAACUGGAGAAAAAUAAGUAUUUUGUAAGUGAUCUGAUUUAUAAAGUACAGUCAAAAGUCGUUAAUCCGGACUCGUCGGGACUUCGGCGAUUCCGGAUUAUAGAUCAUCAGUUUAAAUCUCAUAAGAUGGCAUGC
Stegodyphus dumicola is the source of this 7085-nucleotide messenger RNA. Its product is annotated as BTB/POZ domain-containing protein 6-B-like. Gene Ontology annotation, molecular function: protein binding. Gene Ontology annotation, cellular component: cytosol. Gene Ontology annotation, biological process: neurogenesis. NCBI's taxonomy places the organism in Eukaryota, Metazoa, Arthropoda, Arachnida, Araneae, Eresidae. The record is from RefSeq and is a predicted model, not a curated record.